AUGGUGAGAAAAUGCAGAAAACCUAAAGGUUUAACUGGUAAAGACGGAAUCGGAGCUUCUUCUACUUAUAUGCAGCUUCGUAGCCGGAGAAUCGUUUACUUUACCACCGUCGAUGAUUGCAGAUCGGAAAACCCUAGCUCCGUCGCCGACAAUGGAGCUUCGUCGUCUUGCGAGUACUCAACAACAAUAACAAGUAGAAGAAACGUUCUUGUCGAUGAAUUUAUAGAUCUGGAGGAGGAAAGAGAUGGUGACACUGAAACGUCGACGUAUCAACAACGAAGUACUACCAAAAGAAAGCUAUUCCAAAAUUUCAGAGACAAAUCAAUGGAGAAUCCUUCAUCGGAGAUGAAAGAAUCAUCGGAUUGUUGUUGCAGCGGGAGGAUUAGAACUUCAGAGGAGAUGGUUAAAUCGACGACGGAGCAACCAACGGAAACGGAAAUUGAAGAUUUCUUCGCCGAAGCAGAGAAACAGCUUCAGACCAAAUUCACGAAGAAGUACAAUUUCGAUUUCGAGAAAGAGAAGCCAUUAGAAGGACGUUACGAAUGGGUUAAAUUAUCUGAGUGA
Molecule: messenger RNA, 564 nt
Organism: Arabis nemorensis
Lineage: Eukaryota; Viridiplantae; Streptophyta; Magnoliopsida; Brassicales; Brassicaceae
Source: the annotation of a GenBank genome assembly